UCCGAUUUAAAGGUCUUCAAUGAUGUCCAGUGGUAGCGAAACACAGACCUCUUCACCUCCUCCAACCAAACGAUCGAGAGUGGAAUCUGAAUCUCCAGCUGCUCUUAACUGCUGUAAUACCAACAACAUCUCUCCUGUCAAAACGAUUGAUAUGGCCAAGAAUGGGACUGAAGACCAAAACAUCAUUGAUGAAAGUUUGUAUUCCCGUCAACUAUAUGUAUUGGGACACGAUGCUAUGCGGCGCAUGGCACACUCAAACAUACUUAUUUCGGGCAUCAAAGGACUUGGCGUCGAAAUAGCCAAGAAUGUUGUUCUGGGUGGUGUGAAAUCCGUCACAAUCCACGACACGGAAAAUGCUGAAUGGGCUGACCUAGCAUCGCAGUUCUUCCUGCGAGAAGAGGAUGUUGGCAAGAAUCGUGCUGAAGUCAGUGCCCCACGACUGGCAGAAUUGAACAAUUAUGUCCCGGUGAAUUGUUAUAUGGGUGAUUUGAACGAAGAGUUCUUGAAAAAAUUCCAGGUUAUUGUGCUGACCACCAGUAGUUUGGACGAGCAACAAAGAAUAAAUGACCUCUGUCGGAAAUUUGGAAUGAAGUUCAUUGUAGCCAACACUAAGGGCUUGUUUGGGUACCUUACUUCAACCCUAAAUGAGCAGUUGUUGUUGUUGCAGGACUCUGAAGGUAUUGUCACAUGUUUAGACGAAGCAAGACAUGGUUAUGAAGAUGGUGAUUAUGUAUCGUUUAACGAAGUUCAAGGAAUGACAAAUCUCAAUACUUCAGAUCCAAUCAAAAUAAAGGUUCUGGGACCGUACACAUUCAGUAUUGGAGACACCUCAGCCAAUCCUCAAUAUAACUGUGGAGGGAUUGUGAAGAAAGUAAAAAUGCCAAAAAAGUUAGAUUUUAAACCCUUGAGAGAAGCCAUUGCAAACCCUGAAUAUGUUGUGACUGAUUUUGCCAAAUUUGAUCGCCCUCCUCUUUUACAUUUGGCCUUCCAAGCCCUGGAUGAAUUUGUGAAAACCCAUAGUUCUUUACCCAAACCCAGGAAUGAGGAAGAUGCUGAAAAGUUUCUUGCCAUCUGUAAAGAGCUAAAUGCUGGUUCUGCUAACGCAGUUGAAGAACUGGAUGAAACUGUGCUGAAAGAGUUCUCAUACCAAUCUCGUGGCGAUAUAUGUCCGAUCCAGGCUUUCAUUGGUGGAGUAACAGCCCAAGAAGUUAUGAAGGCAUGUAGUGGCAAGUUUAUGCCAAUUUUCCAAUACCUCUACUUCGACUCCUUGGAAAGUCUCACAGGGAAGGGAUCCUCAGAUAAUCUCACUGAAGAAGCAUGUAAAGCUCAAAACUGUCGUUAUGAUGGACAAAUAAUGGUGUUUGGUGAUGCUUUUCAGAAAACUCUUGCUGACCUGAAGUAUUUCUUGGUUGGCGCCGGUGCUAUUGGCUGUGAAAUGUUAAAGAACUGGUCCAUGAUGGGUCUGGCAGCAGGAGGUUCUGGCAGUGUGGUGGUCACUGACAUGGACCUUAUUGAGAAGUCCAAUUUAAAUCGUCAGUUCCUCUUUAGGCCCUGGGAUGUCCAGAAAUCGAAAUCCCAUUGCGCUGCUGCUUCUGUCAAAAGCAUGAACCCUUCCCUCAAUAUAAUUCCUCACGAGAACCGUGUCGGACCAGACACUGAGAACAUCUAUACCGAUGACUUCUUUGAAAAUCUCGAUGCUGUCACCAAUGCCCUGGACAAUGUGGAUGCAAGAAUGUAUAUAGACAGACGUUGUGUAUACUAUUGUAAACCCCUUUUGGAAUCUGGAACGCUUGGUACAAAAGGAAACGUUCAAUGGGCCCGUGACCAGUUUGAGGGUUUUUUCAAACAACCAAUGGAGAAUGCAGCUCAGUACAUAUCUGAUCCUAAAUUCAUGGAGAGAAUCUUAAAGUUAGGUGGUAACCAGCCGGUUGAAACCUUAGAAUCUGUUAAGAGGGCACUGAUCAAUGAGAAACCACACAGUUUCCAGGAUUGUGUGGUUUGGGCUCGAACCAUGUGGCAGGAAAACUACAGUAACCAAAUCAGACAGCUACUCUUCAACUUCCCUGCUGACCAGGUGACCAGUUCUGGAGCCCCCUUCUGGUCUGGACCGAAACGCUGUCCGCAUGGAUUGACAUUUGAUGUUAAUAACCCAGUGCACCUCGACUACAUUGUCGCUGCAGCUAACCUGAGAGCAGAGAUGUACGGUAUCAAACAGCUACGUGACCGACUGGCCGUCGCAGAGCUGGUGCAGAAGGUUGAUCUCCCAGAGUUUGUCCCCAAAUCUGGCAUCAGGAUUGAUCUCACUGAUGCUGAAGCACAAUCCCGGCAGAAUGAUGCCAACUAUGAUGAAGAGCAGAUCCAGAUAUUGAGGGAUAGUCUACCAAGCCCUGAAUCCUUAUCCAACAUCAAGCUGACCCCUAUUGAAUUUGAGAAGGACGACGACGACAAUCUUCACAUGGAUUUCAUUGUUGCAGCUUCCAAUUUGAGGGCCGAGAACUACGACAUCCCACCUGCUGACAAACACAAGAGUAAACUGAUUGCUGGUAAAAUUAUCCCUGCCAUUGCCACGACCACCUCUUUGAUUGUUGGUUUGGUGUGUCUGGAGAUGUGUAAGUUAGUCCAGAAGCACAAGAAAAUAGAAUCAUAUAAAAACGGUUUUGUUAAUUUGGCGUUGCCAUUCUUUGCCUUCUCCGAACCAAUCUUGGCACCAAAACACAAGUACUAUGAUACAGAGUUCAGUUUGUGGGACAGGUUUGAGGUCGAAGGUGACAUGACUUUAAAGGAAUUUAUUGAUUAUUUCCAGACCAAGUACGACCUUGAGAUAACCAUGUUGUCACAGGGUGUGUGUAUGUUAUACUCCUUCUUUAUGACCCCUUCAAAACGACAGGAGCGCAUGGUCCUACCGUUGUCAGAGGUGGUGAAACGGGUGUCCAAGAAGAAGAUCCCUCCUUACGUCAAGGCCCUUGUGCUGGAGCUCUGCUGUAAUGACAGUGACGGGGUCGAUGUCGAGGUGCCUUAUGUGAAGUACCUCUUGCCUGCACACCAUUGAACACAUACUCCUCUCACUGCACCUCCUCUCACACUCUUUCUCUCUUCCUCUCUCUCUCUCACACACAAAUACACACACACACACACACACACACACACACACACACACACACACACACACACACAA
Octopus bimaculoides (California two-spot octopus) is the source of this 3175-nucleotide messenger RNA. RefSeq names its product ubiquitin-like modifier-activating enzyme 1. Lineage: Eukaryota; Metazoa; Mollusca; Cephalopoda; Octopoda; Octopodidae. Gene Ontology annotation, biological process: protein ubiquitination; ubiquitin-dependent protein catabolic process; DNA damage response. The record is from RefSeq and is a predicted model, not a curated record. Gene Ontology annotation, cellular component: nucleus; cytoplasm. Gene Ontology annotation, molecular function: ubiquitin activating enzyme activity.